AUGAAAUCCUUCUUCCACUUGUCCUCAAUUUUCACAAAAUUCGGCUUCUCAGCUGGCCUCCUAUCCAAUAUUAUUCUCAUUUAUUUAACCCUAUUUCACAUUCGAAAAAUUCAAGUGACCUACAAAUCAAUGGUCAUCUUUUUCGCGAUCCUUGGAAUCGUUUUUUCAGGAUGGGAACUGUUUUCCAAGCCUUUUAUGCAUAAUUUCAACAAAUCAAUGGUUUAUUUUAGUUUGGCCUCGAAAUUCGGGGUCCCCGAAGAGUUUUUCCAGUUCGGCAUCGCGUUUUAUGCGGGGCUAUAUAUGGCAAUUGUGGCUUUUAUCUCUUUGCAGUUCGUUUUUCGGUAUUUGGCACUUUUUAAACCGAAAUUCGCGAAAAAAUUUGAUGGAAUUGGUUUUAUUGGGUGGAUGGGGUAUUCUAUGGUACCUGGGAUCAUUUAUGGCUCCUCAUUUUAUUUCUACUGUCUUCCUGAUCAAUUUUCCGAUGAUUAUGUCAGAGACGAGAUGCUGAUGAAUUACGAAUUGGCAAUUGGAGAAAUCCCGAGAUUUGUCAUUGUGUCUUAUGACGGCAACAACAGUCUGCGAUGGAAAAAUAUGGCAUUUCUGGUCCAAGGAGUCUCCGUUAUAGGCUUGCACUACCUUGUCAUACUGUACUUCGGACUGAAAAUACAUUUCAAUAUGAAGAAAAAGCUGCAAGAGUACAGUACUACCUAUAGACGAAUUCAGAAUCAAUUAUUCCGAGCGUUGGUGGUCCAAACGAUGGCUCCAACGUUUUUAUUCGUUCUUCCCGCUGGUCCGAUUCUUUUGGGUCCAUUGGCUAGCCCGAUUUUUGGGUUUCCAAUCAGUUUACAGACUGGAUGGUUGUGCUCCGUGUUUAGUUUCUAUCCCCCGAUUGAUAGUAUCGCUUUUAUGGUGAUUGUGACGGAAUAUAAGAAGGUUAUUAAAGAACAACUCCACUACAUGUUCUUCCCGCCAGAGUCCCAAUCAGCCGCCUGUACCUCAACGGACCAGAAUGCGAAACCCAUUCAAAUGAGCUAA
Molecule: messenger RNA, 1035 nt
Organism: Caenorhabditis briggsae
Lineage: Eukaryota; Metazoa; Nematoda; Chromadorea; Rhabditida; Rhabditidae
Gene: Cbr-str-52
Product: Protein CBR-STR-52
Exons: 4
Coding region: 1-1035 (344 amino acids)
Source: RefSeq, a predicted model, not a curated record